CAGAGCAUGUAAACAUAAGUGCAUUCGCAAAGUACUUUAUUCUUUCUAUAUUUUUUUCCUCUAGUUCUGCAUGAAAAUAGUCUUCUCUUUUCGCUUCCCAGUGAAACUUAGCUGUGCCAACCUAACGAUGGAAAGUUGGUCUGUGGAUCAAGUCUGCAACUGGCUGAGACAGAGCAAUUUAGCAGAACUAGUUCCUAAGUUUCGUGCAGAAGAAGUAAGUGGAGCAGCUCUGUUGGCUCUGAAUGAUCGUAUGGUGCAGCAGCUGGUGAAGAAGAUCGGGCACCAAGCAUUGCUAAUGGACCUGAUUAAUAACUACAAGCAACAAAAACGUGGGCUGCAAUCCUUUGCAUGUGUCUGUGAAGCAGGUUUGCCAACGCUUCCUGAGAUCAGUGGUGCAAAUCUGCAAUUAUGUUCUGCAAGAUGUAGGACAUGUUCUUAUACUUUACCAAAUUUUCCUUACGAUGUCAAGAUGGUACUAAGAGAAAGAAAAUACCCUGAUCACAGCAUGAGAAUAAGGAUGGUUGACUGUUUGCAAGCAGACAUGACAAAGUACCUAGCAGGAUCGCUGUAUCCGAACAGUCAUCAGUACAACAUUGUUGUCAGGGCUUUAAUGCAGGCAUACCCGUUCCUGAAUGAAGAUGGGAAUGGCUUUUUGGUAUGGAAACGGGCGCUUAAAGAUCGUUUCAAAUAUGUGCGGAGAGCCAUUGAAGAUGAUGAGCAAGUUUUGAAGAACAAAUGCAAGUUUGGCCACAGGAGAGGACAGAGGAGGAAAUCUUCAUCUUCUGAAAACAAACCUUAUGAUGUCAAAGCGCAGAAAGAGGAAGAAUCUACUUAUCUUGAAGGUGAUGCAAUGUACGUACAGAUUAACUGGCUGAAGCAAGAAUAUAUGAAAACUCUAAGAAACUGGAAAGAAGUGAAUAAAAAAAUGAAUGCAACAAUGCAAAUACGAAGGAAGAUGAUCUGUGAUAAGACACCUUUAAAGGACAUUCUUAGACUUUUUCCUUUCUUAAGAUGCCCCUAUCAGCUUUUUAGGGAGUUCCAGCUUCUCACACACAUGGAUGUUUAUCAGAAAACAAUUAAGAUUUUGGAGAUUUAUUCAGAAAGCAUAUUAUCUUUAUGUCUGGUGAAGAAUAAUCCAAUGAACAUUAUGCUGCAAGAACAUCUGAAAGAGAACACAGAGGAAAACGUUCUAAAAUAUAUGAAGAUGACUGCCGCAUGUUUACUUCUGCCAGAUGUCUUUGGAGAUGACUGCAGUCUGUUUGCUGCAGUGAACGAGGAGGUGAAGGUAUUGACACCAGUGUUGGAAGUUAAAAAUCCCUUCAAUGUGAAUUCAUGCAGGUUUGCUCUGUACAUAGAAAAACAAGAAGUAGCCCAGCUCAGUGACUGUACCACAGCUCUGGCAGCACUGGUGGCUGCAUUUCACGUGUUCAAUAUCCAGUGCCCAAGCAGAAUCCAAAGGACGCUGAAAUUCCUCAUGUCCCUGAUUUUUGAGAUGGACAUCCCUCAAGCAUUCCUCCCAGGUCAAGUAAAGAGAGGGCUAGAUACCUAAACAUCCCAGUGUUUGCUAGUGUACUCAGGAACAUUCGGAAUUUUGUCAUAUAUCUUUGCUGUGAGGAUAAAUCACUGCACUUGUUCUAGUGAAAGCGUCUGUAUAUUACUAACUGUUAUGUUUAACGAUGCCUGCUGGUUACUUUUGGAAAAAUCUAAAACUGUCUAGAGCAGUCUGGAAGCAUUAGAGUAAAUACAAUAUUCUAGCUUGCUGCAGGUGUUAUGUAUCAGUUUCCCACAUAAAGCAUUUUACAAAUUAAGACAGUAUUUUUACCAUCAGAAUUAAAAAGUACUUAUGAGUGAAUGUGAGCACUUAGUGUUCUGAAUUUACACAAAUUAAAGAUUUGUUACCUCUCUUA
Molecule: messenger RNA, 1907 nt
Organism: Coturnix japonica (Japanese quail)
Lineage: Eukaryota; Metazoa; Chordata; Aves; Galliformes; Phasianidae
Gene: SAMD3
Product: sterile alpha motif domain containing 3
Molecular function (GO): protein binding
Source: RefSeq, a predicted model, not a curated record